UCGCAAACUUAAAGAGUGCAAUUCUGAUUGGAAGCCGAAUAGGCGUAUACUCACGUCUGAUGUUAAACAAAACAGAAGAGAGAGAGAGAGAGAGCUGGAACGAAAAGAAAAGGAAUCAGAUUGCUCCUUUGGACCGGCAAUGGAGCAAUGUGAUUGAUUGAUUUUAGUUGCUGGCUCUCCGAACAAGAUAACAUUCUGCGAUUUCGCAGAAUUAUUGUAAAAUUAGCCGAUACACCAUUUUGCAAUUUUUUUUUUCUUUCUAGUGCAAACGUGGGUUCUAAGUUUAGAUGUCCUGGGGCCCGUUUCUCCUGAAAAGUUUUCGCACCCGGAAAGCCAUAACAAAAUCUCAAACUUUAUGAUUACAGAGCGGUUUUAUUCACACAUUUUUCAUGUGAAGAGAGGUUCCCUUCUUACAAGAAGUUUCAGGCCUAUACGCUUCUCUAUUUUUAGUCACAGAUAAACUAAAAAUGGCUCUAUUUCAACGGUGAUACGCUCCAAAGUGCACUUCCCCAACACCGCGCUGCCCCCUCCCCUCCCCUCUCCCGCUUCCCACGCAGUUUCUUGUACCCGGAAGCUAGGCAACAUACCGAGAAAUCCCUGGAAACAAGGAAGCCUUCUCUUCGUGAUAUCGUGUUAGGCUCGAAGAAUGGAUUAUCCACUACACUGCGAAGUAACGUUAAAUAGUAGUCUUGAAAUUGUAGAAAACUGCUUAAAAGGUGGAGAAGACCCCAACAGCAGAGAUGACUAUGGAAGUACGCCACUUCAUUGUGUCAACUAUUACGACGAGGAGGCGUACAAAAUGGUCCAACUUCUUCUGGAUCACGGAGCAGAUAUGUUCUGCAGAGAUGGUCUUGGCAGACUACCAUUUCAACAUGCGUUAGACCAUGCCAACACAAAGGCAUGCCAGACAUUCAUAGACUGGGGAUUUUCCCUACAGAAGUCUGAUCGCAUGCUAAAUGGCACUUACGAGUUGCUAAACAAUGUUGAACUGUUUCAACUUGAGGCGAUCGAGGUGUUGCAAGUUCUGGUCGACCUCGGCGUCGACUUAUGUGCAGCACUAUCUUCAAGAGGUGAAAACCUUCUUCACAAAGCGAUUGAAUCGGGUGCUAACAUAGAAACUGUUCAGUUUCUGAUAGAAGCUGGAAUCUCGGUGAACAGCAAGGAUUCUCUUGGAAUGACACCUUUGCAUAUGUUGUGGUUCUUACACUGUUCUCCCUUGGAUCGGGACAAUGCAGAGAAAUCAAGACAUUCACAAUUCGUGAAACUAUUCGUAAACGAAGGCUACGACGUUAACAGUCAAGACUUUUUCGGACGGGCACUCUUACAUUACCUUGUGGCUGAAUUACGACAAAGGUCUCUCCUGCAGUUGAUCAUAAGCCAUGGUGCUGAUGUAAACAUCAAGGACAGAAAUGGAGUUGCCCCCUUACAUUUGGCUUGUUCUUUGAAAAAUACAUCAAAUUUAGAGGAAAUAAUUGAGAAUGACAACUGUCUUGUUGACCGCGAGGACAACAGUGGUGCAACUGUAUUUCACUACACUGUUUUCAGCAAUAAUCAAGCAGCAUUAAAAUGUUUAUUGACUAAGUGCGACUCUUGCUUGGCUGCAAAACCAGAUCACUCUGGCAGAACACCACUUCAAUUGGCCAGAUACUUUGGAUAUGUACAGCUAAUUAAUCUCUUCCAGAACUAUUUUCAGUCGGUGAAUAGAGAUCUUGAACUAGAAAGCCUACCUAAUGUUUUUCCAUUAAACGAUGAAUGUGAUCAUGUCAAGAUGCAAGAAGAGGUUGAAAACAUGCAAUCUGAAGACUUCUGCUUAAACAGUGACCCCAACAGAUCACUUCAGAAGCUACUGAAGUCACCUGUGAUUGGCAAACUACCUGAAAUUGCAGAGGCAUCUGAGGUCAAGUUGGCCGUAAGCAAAGUUAUUGAGCGAGUGGCAGGAAAAGUUUCCAAAGCCUUCCCUCUGUUUACAUUUAAGCCUGAAAUUUCAGGCAGUGUGAGCGAAGGGACCAAAUGUGGAUUUCCCGAGGAGUUUGACUUCAUGUGUACAAUGGUGAAACUUUGCGAGUGUUUUCAAGAGCCAAAUGUGGCUUCCAGUCCACCCAUGUUUUGCCAGUUACAUUUAAAACCUGAUUUUUGCCUCCCAGAUCACAAACUUUUGCAAUAUAUGGACAAAGAUAACAGUUUGCGAAGUUCGAAACUGAUUAAUGACUUCAGUGAUCAACUUACCAGAGCCUUUCUGGAAAGGGAAAUUUGGGAAGAUAUCUUGACACUAGUCCCUGUAAGUGUUUGCUUAAUGGCAGCUAAUGCAACAAAGAUUACACUCAAAUGGCAUGGACAUGUUUACAAGGACAUGGUGAUUAAUGUAGAUAUUGUCCCAGCAUUGCACUUUCCCUGCUUUUGGCCCUCAAAUGUCUCUGAAGCAGCACUGUUUAACUCCCAGGUGAAGAGCAAAGGAGUUCAUGUUGUCAUGGCCUUGCACGGAGAAAGGUUCUUUAAAAGUGGAGAAAAGCACUUUCGUCUUUCCUUCUCUCUGGCUGAAACUGAACUCUUCCAGUCCCUUCCUGGGCAUGUUCGCCAGGGAUACAUUCUUGCAAAGGCAGUGAGAAGUCCUUAUGUGUGUUCGCAAAUUGUACCAAGUAACACAGUGUUGGAAAAUCCAAGUGCUUCUGAGAAGGUCCAUGACUGUGACAGUGAGGAACCAACAGACAUGGAAACAGAUUUUACAUGGCCAGAGGAUAAUGUCGUCGCAGCAGAGAAAGUUAUAUCCAGUUACUUUUUAAAAAAUGCACUAUUCAUAUUGGUGAAUAAAUCCUGUCUGAAAGAAAUUGACCUGGAUAUACAAAACACAUCUGAAGACCAAGUUGUUAUUUGGGCAAGACACAUCUAUGAUUUCCUUGAAAACUGUCUUCAACAGGAAAAGUUGCCAUCCUUCUUUGUGCCUGGCAUAAACUUGCUGGAAAAGAACUACGACUCGGAACAGCAUGAGAAAGUGUUUUUCGGUGGAUUGGAAUUUCAGCCCAUGGAUGAAGAUCUAAUGCAAGACUUGGAUGAUGCAUUAGAGGGUACAACAACCGACGUGAGAUAUUUAAGAAAACCCUUUGUGAAAAUGUUGAAGGGAAUUCUUCAUUCCCAUUGAUAGAAACAUUGUGUGCGCUCAAACUAAAACUAGGAGCUCAAGUGACUAUGCAUUAAAAGCCUCUGCAGGCAACAAAGUAUUGUUGCUUGCUGAAACACUGUUUCUCAAAAUAGUUUUCCUGGCAUGCAAACUGUGAAAGAGUUGCUGCAGAAGACAAAUGUUUCAGAAAUAAUUCAAAAACAUUUUUCUACUUCUUAGAAACAAAAUUUGCUUCUGCAAAAUAAUGUUGUGUGAAUGCAAAUGAGGAAACAUUUAGGGAAGUUAUAUUUCCGCAACAUCAUCUCUUAGUUUACAGGUGCCUAAUGACCAUACACAGGAGGCAUGGCUGAAAUCUCGGUUCUGAAAAUUCCACUCAUUAUUUACCAUUGUUAAAACUAGCAUAACUCAGAUGUUUCUAACAUUCAAUAUUGCCACCAACUGAUUGUUGUAAAACAUGGCAGAAUGGUAAUUAAAAACAUCAGGCUCUCGAUA
Messenger RNA from Orbicella faveolata, 3607 nucleotides. RefSeq lists its product as uncharacterized. Gene Ontology annotation, molecular function: protein binding. The record is from RefSeq and is a predicted model, not a curated record. Lineage: Eukaryota; Metazoa; Cnidaria; Anthozoa; Scleractinia; Merulinidae.